AUGGACUCGACUUCUCCAAUCGCAGGCGCUUCAGGCACGGGUGGAGCGGCCAGAAGACUCCAGUUUCGCCGCAUGACGCAUCAUCGCAAGCGAGCUGUGACCGCAUGCGAGCCAUGUAGAGCACGGAAGGCCAAGUGCACGAAUGAAAGACCUGUGUGUCAGUCUUGUGUCAAGUUAGGAACUCAGUGCUCCUAUGAACAACGAGCAAACCAUUCCUCAUUUGAUCCAGCAAGCCUGUUGAUAAUUGAAAAGCUGAACCAGGUUUUGAGCAGGCUGGAUAACAACGAAGAUGAGCCCCCGAUAUCACCAGAAAAUGUUAGGUCUGAACCACAACAAGCUCGAGACGUGCAGCCUGGUAUCGAGGAGAACACAUAUUUCUGCUCUUCAUUUACUUCUACCGACUCUGUCAUGAGCUGGCCUAUAUUUGAAGGCGAGCUGGGUCAAGUCCAUCUUGGAGAAGAGACCUUCCUAACAGACUAUGAGAGAACCAGAGCCUUUGACAAAGAGUAUUCAGAGGGCACUCGUACUCACCGAGCAAGCAUAUGCGAAGACGAUAUUCCCAAAUAUAUUGAUAGGUUCUUGCGUUUUGUACAUUGCAAGAAUCCAAUAUUACACACGGAUACCUUGAAGCAAUUUGCGACCAGUAUAGUAGAAAUUGGGCCGGGGUGGGAUGCUAUUUCAUGUCUUGUGCUUAUUUCUUGUGCCCUAGGGGCUAUUGCUACUCCAUUUGAGAACGCUGGCGCUGAGUCCUGUAGUCCAUCCGACAUCUCAUCAUUGUCCGACCAUGGUGGUUGCAGGAUCAUUGCGGAGAAUUUCUAUCAGCUUGCCUGUCGCAGGCUUGGUCUGCUGAAUCGGAGCAUCAUAGCCUGCCAGUGCCAACUUCUCUGUGGAAUCUAUCAAAUGUACACAAUGCGCCCCCUCGAUGGGUGGAACAGCUUUUCUCGCGCAUCGACCAUCUGUGCUCUGUACUUGAAGGGCGGCGAUUUUCUUCGCCACCGGACUGGGCAUGUGGACGAAGAUAAUGAAUCUUUCACAAGUCAGUGUCAAUCUCAUCAACGUUUAUACUGGACUUGUAUCAAAUCAGAGUGCGAACUGCGGUCGGAGCUGAAUUUACCAAUGUCUGAGCCGGCGAUGCUUCACAUCCCGGACACUCUUCCUUCACCUCCAACCUUUCAAACUGAACAUAUAGCUGGGCUGGACGCCUUAUCUGCAGAACCAUCUCCUGCCACACAAACGUUACCUGCACACUCAGCUGCCCAGCAGCAAAUCGAGGAGCAGUCAUGGUUUUACUACUUGAGUGAGCUCGCUUUGCUACGCAUCGAGAGCCGCGUAACAUAUCAUUUUUAUAGAGAAAGCAACGACUCGUGGCUUCGAGCCAAUGUUGGGGAUAUGAUAUCCUUAGCUGAGGACUUUGAGCUACAAUUGCAAAACUGGUUGUCUAUGCUACCGACAUCUAUUAGGCUCCAAGAUUCAUCGGCCGGGCAAUCCAUGAACGAGCUUCAAUAUGUUGCCCAUGGCCGUUAUGUCAUCGUCCGAGCUUUGGUAUACAGACCGUUCCUCUACCUCAUGAUCCACAAGCCCAGCAUGACUCCUUUAGAGUGUGAUAUGAUCAGACCAUUCGCCGAGAAGGCUCUUGAUUCGCCUUUGAGAAUGACUGGCCUUGGGCCGGCGUACCAUCGACACCAUGGGACUUGGUUGGCUUGUCGGACCUACGUAAGGGGUGCUCUAAUGCUUUACGCAGGAAUAAAGGCCGGUUUGGUUGCGGGAAAUGGUUUGCAUGAGGCAAAACAGGGUUUGGAAACAUGUCUCCUGACUCUCAAGUACUGGCAAGAGGAGUGUCCUGACUUUGGUAGGGCAAUUCAGCUAGUUGAACUUAUACUAUCUAAGGUAAUAUAA
Molecule: messenger RNA, 1896 nt
Organism: Clonostachys solani
Lineage: Eukaryota; Fungi; Ascomycota; Sordariomycetes; Hypocreales; Bionectriaceae
Source: the annotation of a GenBank genome assembly